AUGCACCAUAAAGAGGGUCACUUACCUCGACUAGAGUUGCUUGGUGCUUUACUUUGUGCUAGACUCUUAGAUUUUGUGAAGUCUGCCCUCUGUCUCGAUAAGACUGUGACUUAUUGUUGUUGGACAGACUCAAAGGUUGCUCUUGCAUGGAUAAAGGGUAAUCCUUGUAGAUGGAAGGUGUUUGUGUCAAAUAGAGUUGUUGAAAUUCAGAGUCUUACCUCCCCAUGCCACUGGUACCAUUGUCCAGGUAAAGAAAAUCCUGCUGAUCUUGUGUCUAGAGGGGAGUUAGCCGAACCCCUUAUUAAUUCUACUUUAUGGAUAAAUGGCCCUUCUUGGUUGUCUGAACCUUUAACUCUAAGUGAUAAAGGAGAAACUGUAGAGUUACCUGUAGAAGAAAGUUGCAGUAAAGGGAAUAUUUCUUGUGUAUCUGUAAACUCUCCUAAAAUAUUUGAGUUUGAGAGAUGGAGUAACUUCAAUAAGGCACGUUGUGUGGUGGCUUGGGUUAUGAGAUUUAUUAAUAAUGUCCGACCUCAUUCUGUGAAGAUGUCAGGUCCCUUGUCUCCUGCUGAGUUAGCAGUGGCCAAGACCAAAUUGUUCUACUGUGUACAGAGAGAGAAUUUUGUUCAGGAAAUUGCAGACUUGAAAAAGGGUAAAUCUCCUUCAAAGGGUUCUCCUUUGUGUAGGUUAGAUCCCUUUGUAGAUGAUGAAGGCCUGUUGAGAAUUAAAGGACGUUUGGAGAAUGCUAUUUUAAGUUUUGAAAGUCAUGUUGCUAAGCUCUUGGUUCAAUUUCAGCAUAUUUUUCUGAAGCAUGCUGGAGUAGCAACCAUUGUGUCUAUUUUAAGAGGCAGCUACUGGAUUUUGGGAGUCAGGAGAAUUGCUAAAACUGUUUGUAGAAUGUGUGUUAAGUGUAAGAGGUAUGAUUCUAGGGCUUGUAGUCAGCCUGCUGCACCUCUACCAGGAUUAAGAGUUAAGAUUGCUCCUCUCUUCACUGUGACAGGUCUUGAUUAUGCUGGUCCUCUCUUUUGUAUUGAUUUGCCUUCAAAGAAAUUGUACAUUUUGUUGUUUACUUGUGCAGUAGUAAGAGCAGUGUACCUAGAACUAACUGAUUCAUUAUCUCUUUCUGACUGCAUGCUUGCAAUACGUAGAUUUGCAGCACAGAGAGGUCUUCCUUCUGUUUUUUACUCAGAUAAUGCUAAAACAUUUGUGAGUGCAACUCGUCAACUUCAACAAGAAUAUGGACCAUUGUCUCCUCAAUGGAAAUUUAUUGUUCCUUGUUCUCCAUGGAGGGGAGGUUGGUGGGAGCGUUUGAUUAGGUCUGUUAAGUCAGCUUUGAGGAAUACAAUAGGGGUUAAAUGUUUGUCAAAAAUUGAGUUAGAGACCACCAUUCAAGAAAUUGAGGCUUGUGUGAAUUCUAGACCCUUAACAUAUGUUGGAGAUGAACCUGAUGUUUCUAAUCCUUUGACUCUCACAAUUUCUCAUUGGACGUAA
Penaeus vannamei (Pacific white shrimp) is the source of this 1488-nucleotide messenger RNA. The record is from RefSeq and is a predicted model, not a curated record. NCBI's taxonomy places the organism in Eukaryota, Metazoa, Arthropoda, Malacostraca, Decapoda, Penaeidae.